Thelazia callipaeda (thelaziosis nematode) is the source of this 1473-nucleotide messenger RNA. The record is from the annotation of a GenBank genome assembly. Lineage: Eukaryota; Metazoa; Nematoda; Chromadorea; Rhabditida; Thelaziidae.
AUGUGUGCAGUUGGUGGUUUCUGCGGAAAUUUCCUGACAAAAUUAGCUCAAACACAUCAUGCUAGAUGUUUAGCAGUACCUGGAAUGAAACAGGUAUAUAAAAGGACAAAACCUCAUUUAAACGUAGGCACUAUCGGACAUGUAGAUCAUGGCAAAACAACUCUUUCUUCAGCUAUUACGAAAGUCCUGGCGACAAAAAAGGGUGCAAAAUUUAAGAAAUAUGAAGAAAUCGACAAUGCUCCUGAAGAGAAAUCUAGAGGUAUUACCAUUAAUGCAUUCCAUUUGGAAUACGAAACAGAGAAGCGACAUUAUGCGCAUAUUGAUUGUCCAGGUCAUGCAGAUUAUAUUAAAAAUAUGAUAACCGGAACAGCACAGAUGGAAGGUGCUAUUUUAGUUGUAGCUGCAACCGAUGGAGCUAUGCCACAGGCAAGUUUUUCUCAAUUAUUUACUCGAGAGCAUUUAUUGUUAGCACGACAAGUUGGAAUCCCUGUAAAUAAUAUUGUCGUAUAUUUGAAUAAAAUAGAUGAGGUAACUGAUAAAGAAACACAUGAGUUGGUUGAAAUGGAGAUGCGCGAAUUGUUGUCAGAUCUUAAAUAUCCAGCUGAAUCGCCGGUUGUCUUUGGUUCAGCACUCUGCGCAUUGGAAGGGAAAAAUCCAGAGAUUGGUGAAGAGUCAAUUUGGAAACUUCUGGAUGUUCUUGACAAUUCAUUCAUUAUUCCAGAACGAAGUCAGAAUACGGAGGUCAUGUUUCCAGCUGAGCAUGUUUAUGCAAUUAAAGGUCGAGGAACGGUUAUUACUGGCAAAUUAGAAAGGGGCACGUUGAAAAGAGGAGAUAAAGUGGAAAUAGUGGGGUCUGGAAAAGAUCCAGUUACAUCAGUUGUGUCAAGUCUCGAGACGUUUAAAAAAUCCCUCGACCUUGCGGAACCUGGUGACCAACUCGGUAUUUUGUUAAGAGGUGUAGACAGUAAAUCAGUGCGGCGGGGUAGUGUCCUUCUACCUCAGGGGCAUAAUCAUGUGCCCACUGAUAAAGUGGAAGCUCAGUUGUACAUCUUGAAACCAGAUGAAGGAGGCGCUAAAACACCAGUUGCUAAUUAUUUUUCGGAGCACAUAUUUUCUUUAACAUGGGACUGUGGUGCAGUAGUUAAAAUCAAAGGCAAAGACUUCAUUAUGCCUGGAGAAGUUGGAGAAGUUGAACUGCAUAUGAAUGCGGUUCAGUUUAUUGAACCACAACAAAGAUUCACAAUUCGUAAAGAUCCAGUUACAGUUGGCACUGGUGUUUUCACAAAAGUUCAUCCACCACGAACAGAAGCUGAGAAAGAUAAAAAGAAAAUGAAAGCGGCGAUGAAGGCUGAAAUGGAGCGACUUGGUUUCAAUCCUUAUGGUCAGCAAAUGGAAAAACGGUUGAAACCAGAUUAUACAAACAGUCCCAAACAAUCUCCAGAGGCGAAACUCUUUGAAACUCAAAUGACAUGA